GCCCCUGUUGACGUCAGGCGCUGGGCGAAGGGGUUGCCUUUGGCUGGAGUUGGUUCCUCGGAGUUCGGGUUUAAAUCGGAGUAAAGGUGGAGAAGUGGUCGGAGAUUUAACCAUUCCGUGGUGUUUAUAAAGAUCGUGCACGAGUCUGGUGUUGCCGCAUUCGGCUCCCCGGAGUGCGACAUUGUUCGGUGAGGCCCAGGAGCAGGUUGUACAAGCUUGUUCCUGAACUUGUAGACCAAUGUCGAAUCGUGUGUACGUGGACCCAAAAGGUGCUUAUGAUGAAUAUCAGUAUCCAGUUGUGUUUUUGCCACCGUAUGAGAAUCCUCCCCCCUGGAUUCCACUGCACGAGAGGUUACAUCACUCUGACUACAACAAUGAACUGACCCAAUUUUUGCCUCGAACCAUCCAGCUGAAGAAACCCUCUGGGGCUCAGCUUGGAUUCAACAUCCGAGGAGGCAAGGCCUCACAACUUGGCAUCUUCAUAUCAAAGGUGAUUCCUGAUUCUGACGCAGAUCAUGCAGGGUUACAAGAGGGCGAUCAAGUUCUUGCUGUGAAUGACAUUGACUUUCAGGACAUAGAACACAGUAAGGCUGUUGAGAUCUUGAAAUCUGCAAAAGAGAUUGUAAUGAGGGUUCGCUACUUUCCAUACAACUUUCGAAGGCAAAAGGAGAGAACAGUGCAUUAAGAGGAGGUACUACAGAUGACCAUGUGAUGGGAUCACUACACCUUAAAUUAGCUGGAAAAUUAAUACCUUUUCACAUCUUAACUGAUUGCAGUUGAGUCAGAAUGGGAUUUUAAAAUGUGUGGUAUUUAUUGAAAUGCAAAUUUUAUGGAAAUUAUUCUCUUGUUAGUCUGAAGUGAAAAGGUACCUGGUUCUGUAAAAAGAAAUCCAAUCCAUGAGCAGGUAGCCAUAAGAGUAAAAUGUUUGUACAACUUACACUUGAUAGUUUUAAUAAUGGAUAUUGUAUUUAGCUUUUUUCUAUAUAAAAAUAUAUCUGGAAAGCUGAAGGUUCAAAUCAAUACAUCGUCACCUCCCGCUAACUACUUUUUAAGCUCCAGCAGUAGCAACAUUUGCUUUACAAUGACAUAGGUUUUACUGUAGCAAUGAGAUUGUGUUUGUAUCAAAAUUCCCCACUUUUUCAUCUGGUGUCAAAUGGUAUGCAAAGAGAUUUUGAAAGAAACAUGCAUAUUUCUGCAACAAACUUACUUUGGUAGUUCUAGCAUGGGUGAAAGCCUGUAUUUUGUCAUUACAUCAACAAACCAGUAGAGUGGCUAUGUGAAAAUAUCUUGCUUUAUGAAUAAACAUUUUCUGUAACCAUUGGUAUACACAAGAGAAUUGAGUAGCUUUUCCCCAUUAAGCAAUCAGAAUUAUAACCUCAGAAACAAUAGACCCUACCUGCAAGAAUUACUGAUACCUAUUUUACCAAGAAACCAUGUAAACAAAUCACUUUACAAACUGGUAAUCAAAUUUCUUAAUGCAUAGAUUACUAAUAAAGUGGAAGUAAGAUGCAAA
Hypanus sabinus (Atlantic stingray) is the source of this 1513-nucleotide messenger RNA. It is a transcript of the gene pdzd11, whose product is annotated as PDZ domain containing 11. Gene Ontology annotation, cellular component: cell-cell junction; synapse; basolateral plasma membrane. The coding region runs from base 239 to 685 and encodes 148 amino acids. The record is from RefSeq and is a predicted model, not a curated record. The transcript has 7 exons. Gene Ontology annotation, biological process: neurotransmitter secretion; protein localization to basolateral plasma membrane; maintenance of epithelial cell apical/basal polarity. NCBI's taxonomy places the organism in Eukaryota, Metazoa, Chordata, Chondrichthyes, Myliobatiformes, Dasyatidae. Gene Ontology annotation, molecular function: protein binding.